Molecule: messenger RNA, 666 nt
Organism: Trichobilharzia szidati
Lineage: Eukaryota; Metazoa; Platyhelminthes; Trematoda; Strigeidida; Schistosomatidae
Source: the annotation of a GenBank genome assembly
AUGCGUAUAGCUUUGUGCUUAAUUCUACUCCAUAUAAUACACAUCAGUUCUCAACAACAACAGCAAGUGAAAUCGAAUCUAUUUGCAGAAGUCUUUAAAUUAAGAUGUAAUCAGUUGUCUAUUGAAAAUAACUUCCUUCCCGUAAAUUGUACUCACAUGUGGACUUUAUUUGAAGAAGCUUUGCUGAGUGCACAUAAACAGUCAGAAUGUGUUAUGAAACCUGAACUCUAUGCGAAAUUUGUCAAGUAUGCAUUUUCAGUACAACCAAAAAUCACUGAACAAUAUUUCCAUUCUCAAGUCAUCGACGUGGUUCGUGGAAUGUGCAAAAAUCUUCGAGAAUGCUACACUUUGGAACGAACUUUUGCAGGAUUUAUUCUUGAUGAAAUGAACUGGUGUAAUACCAGUUUAACAGGAGAUCUGCACUAUGGAACUAUUUGUGGUUGCAAUUCAAAGAGUAGAGUUAUUGGAGCUUACUGGGAUGCAGCUUCUGAAGAGUAUGCAAAAUCAGCAUCUGGUCAUGUUUAUGUGAUACUGAAUGGAUCAGUUGAACUACCGUUCAAUGAAAACAAGACAUUUUCACGUGUCGAGCUGCCACUGUUAAAAUACCCUCAAGUUCACAAUUUAACAGUGAAGUUAGUCCACAGUUUGGAGAAAACAGGAUAUUAG